Molecule: messenger RNA, 754 nt
Organism: Octopus bimaculoides (California two-spot octopus)
Lineage: Eukaryota; Metazoa; Mollusca; Cephalopoda; Octopoda; Octopodidae
Product: sulfate transporter
Biological process (GO): transmembrane transport
Cellular component (GO): membrane
Source: RefSeq, a predicted model, not a curated record
CACAUCUUUUGCAGCAACCUGAAAGGAACUGCAGAACCUCACACACUAUUCACUUUCUUCUGCUGACUUCAUUAUAAAACAAAGCUGAUAACUGCUCCCUCAUACUAAUUAUUCUGUGGGUAUACUUUCAGCAUUGAUAAUGUCCCAAAAAAACAUACUGAUGGUGUUAUCUGUUUAUGCUGUUAUCCUGGUAUCUAUUUACAUAAGCUUGGUUUUGAAUAAAUGAUAUUUCACAUAUUAAGAAACAAAACACAUGGAGAGUUUCGUCAGAAUCUCGCUGAAUAAUUUAUUAGGUUAAAACAGUUUAGACAGAAAAACACAACAUAAUUCUCUGGAUUUACAAAUUAAUUAUAGCAAAGAAAAGUUAAGUUUAUAGCUGAAUUUCACAAUGGGAACACCAGGUAUCUACAAGGUAACAGAACAGUGUGGCUUUAAUCCUUCACCAGCUAUUCAACGCCAAAUGACAGACUCAUCAGACAGAUGUUUCAUUAAUAUCAAGCGCCCAGUAUAUAAGACAGAUGAAUUCAUUAAAACAUUUCAAAAAGAGAUUACACCACUUAGGUGGCAUGCUAGGUUGGGUUUCUACCUCAGGAAUAAAAUGAAGUGCAGUAAAAGGGAUCUUUUGGGGAUGCUCCCUAUCAUUAAUGUAAUUCAAACUUACCAACUGAAAGCGUUCUUCCUUGGUGAUUUCAUUUCGGGAAUUACUGUUGGCUUCAUGCAGUUACCGCAAGGUCAGUAGUCAUGAGAGUGUGUG